UCGCAGCAGAGAGGGGUACAGAUAGAGAUCGCAGCGCAGAGAGGGGUACAGAUAGAGAUCGCAGCACAGAGAGGGUAGAGGUGGGGGAUCAGCCCCACAGCUGCACCGCUGGAUUCACAUUCACAUGGAGACUUGGCGGCCUGCCGGACUGCCGCCGACACUGAGCUGCAUCACACGGUGUCCCAGCAAAGCCGUCUCGACGGGGGCGGACAUCUUGCUCAUCCCUGGCUGCUGAACAAAUAAGUGAAUGCCGCAGUAGAUAAUAAGAAUACCGACCCUGAAGGACGCGUUAUUUAUAAUGGCGCACUGGGUGAGAAGGAUGGUACCGUAUUUCAUGACCUUGGGAAGCAGUUGGUCCGGGCGGUAAUCCUCUUCCUUAAGGAGAUAGUUGGGAUUUGCGGUUGUAUCGGCGAAUGCAAUAAAUACCAUCGUAAUGUUGGCACUGCCUUUGAAUCGGCAGUGUCUCUGUUCCCCCGGAUUGAUCCUAUUGCCCGCUCGUCCUCCGACAGUUUGAUAGUCUGCAAAGAUGACUGAAAAAAGGAUGUCGUCCAGCCGCAAACACAGCAUCAAGGGCAUGAUGCUCCAGGUUGCCAAGGAAUUGCUGGAGGCAGAAGCGAUUGAGAAGGGUCAAAUACGGGCGACGUAUAUGGAGGAAAAUUGCCCUCCCCUGGUCCUCCCUCGGUCUGUGGAGGAAUUAAAGGAUCUCUGCUGCGAGCUCCAUGCGAAGCUGGAUGUGGUGGAUGAGGAGCGAUAUGAUCUUGCAAGCAAAGUCAACUUGGUCGUCCGUGAGGUAGCGGAUCUAAACUUCAAAAUGGUCGACCUCAAGGGCAAGUUUAAGAGGCCCCCGCUGAAGAAGGUGCGCAUGUCCGCCGACGCUAUGCUCCAGGCCCUGCUGGGCUCCAAGCACAAGGUGACCAUGGACCUGAGAUCCAACCUCAAACAAGUGAAGAAGGAGGUGAAGGAGGAGGACAAGGAGCUGCGCGAUGUUGGUGACUGGCGUAAGAACAUCGAGGACAAGGCCGGCAUGGGCGGCAGGAAGAAGAUGUUUGAGACAGAUGCUUAGAUGAAUUUGGUUUAUGUGAUGUAGUCUACUUCCCUCAAACCUCUUAAGUCCAGCAGUGCUUUAAAAUGGACUCCUUGUCUUAAUUUAAAAUUGGAUCUCUUUUUUGCACAUAAGCAUUUCUUUGUGGCAGUUUAUACGGAAGUGUAAAUGUUGUGGGUCUGCAGGUUUCUGUAGAUAAGCCUUCAUGUUAGCCACAUUGCUGCAUAUCAAGUCAGUCCUUCAGAAAGUAUGUUUCGGUGCCAAAUUUACUUUUGUAA
This is a messenger RNA of Conger conger (European conger), 1320 nucleotides long. Its product is annotated as troponin I, fast skeletal muscle-like. The coding region runs from base 527 to 1063 and encodes 178 amino acids. The record is from RefSeq and is a predicted model, not a curated record. The transcript has 7 exons. Gene Ontology annotation, biological process: muscle contraction. NCBI's taxonomy places the organism in Eukaryota, Metazoa, Chordata, Actinopteri, Anguilliformes, Congridae. Gene Ontology annotation, cellular component: troponin complex.